This is a messenger RNA of Zalophus californianus (California sea lion), 729 nucleotides long. It is a transcript of the gene HELT, whose product is annotated as helt bHLH transcription factor. The record is from RefSeq and is a predicted model, not a curated record. Gene Ontology annotation, biological process: regulation of neurogenesis; regulation of transcription by RNA polymerase II; anterior/posterior pattern specification. Gene Ontology annotation, cellular component: nucleus. Gene Ontology annotation, molecular function: RNA polymerase II cis-regulatory region sequence-specific DNA binding; protein dimerization activity; DNA-binding transcription factor activity, RNA polymerase II-specific. The transcript has 4 exons. Bases 1 to 729 code for a protein of 242 amino acids. Lineage: Eukaryota; Metazoa; Chordata; Mammalia; Carnivora; Otariidae.
AUGUCAGACAAGCUCAAGGAACGCAAAAGAACCCCCGUUUCCCACAAAGUGAUAGAAAAACGGAGGAGGGACCGGAUUAACCGCUGCUUGAACGAGCUGGGCAAGACCGUGCCCAUGGCCCUGGCGAAGCAGAGUUCCGGGAAGCUGGAGAAGGCGGAGAUCCUCGAGAUGACCGUUCAGUACCUGAGGGCCCUGCACUCCGCUGAUUUUCCCCGAGGAAGGGAAAAAGCAGAACUGCUAGCGGAGUUUGCCAACUAUUUCCACUACGGCUACCACGAAUGCAUGAAGAACCUGGUGCAUUACCUCACCACCGUGGAGCGGAUGGAGACCAAGGACACCAAGUACGCGCGCAUCCUCGCCUUCUUGCAGUCCAAGGCCCGCUUGGGCGCCGAGCCCGCCUUCCAGCCGCUAGGUUCGCUCCCGGAGCCCGAUUUUUCCUAUCAGCUACACCCAGCGGGGCCCGAGCUCGCGGGCCACAGCCCCGGGGAGGCCUCCGUUUUCCCGCAGGGCGCUGCCCCCGGGCCCUUCCCCUGGCCGCACGGCACGGCCCGCAGCCCGGCGCUGCCCUACCUGCCCAGCGCGCCGGUGCCGCUCCCGAGCCCCGCGCAACCGCACAGCCCCUUCCUGGCGCCCGUGCAGGGGCUGGACCGGCACUACCUCAACCUGAUCGGCCACGCCCACCCCAACGCCCUCAACCUGCACCCCUCCCAGCACCCCCCGGUGCUCUGA